Molecule: messenger RNA, 3662 nt
Organism: Astrephomene gubernaculifera
Lineage: Eukaryota; Viridiplantae; Chlorophyta; Chlorophyceae; Chlamydomonadales; Astrephomenaceae
Source: the annotation of a GenBank genome assembly
CAUUUGGGCUGUCCCCUAAUUAUUGAGGAAACUUUAGAAGAGAAAGGGCAGCAAGGGCUGACGGUUGCGGAAGUUCUUUGGUCUUAAGCAAGCCAUGAACGCCAAGGACUUUAUCUUUCGCAAGAGAAAGGGAGAGGCUCUUAUUAAACCGCCUGGCAGCAUCAAUGGAAAUGGAUUUGUACUGGACACCCUGCAAGACUGCGAGGUCUACAUCCUCGACCACAGCUCGCAAGUGCAAGUGGACGACUGCAUAAACUGCAAGAUCUUCAUAGGUCCCACCGACGGCUCCGUCUUCCUGCGCGACUGCCGCGACUGCGAGCUGUGUGUUGCCGCGCGGCAGCUCCGCACUCGGGACUGCCACGGACUGGACGUGGCGCUCUACUGCGCCACGCAGCCCAGCAUCGAGACCAGCACCCGCAUCACCUUCAGCUGCUGGCGGGGCGCCUACCCGGGCCUCUCCGAGCACUUCAAGCGGGCUAGGCUGGACCCCGACCGCAAUACGUGGAUGCAGGUGUACGACUUCAACAGCAAGGAGGAUCUGGGUGCCGUACACUACCAGCUGGACGAGUCGGUGCGGCCCUGGUGGAUAGCACCACCGCCUCCUGCCUCUCCUUCCCUUCCUCCUCCGACACAUCAGCAGCAGCAGCAGCAGCCGCAUGCUGAUGGCAGCACCAGCACCGGCAGCAGCAACACUGCUGGUGUUGACGGCGGCGGUAAGAGCGGCGGCGGCAGUAGCGGCGCUGCCGGGGAGUGGGCGGCGGCGCCGCCGGAUUGCCCCGUGGCAGCUGCGGAUGGGUCGCUGUUCGGUGGGGGCCGGCGGGAGCCCCCACCGCCGCCCAAGUCGCCUACAGGCUCCCCCCUGCCCGCCAGCCUUCCUCCCAGCCCGGGUCGUGCGGCCGCCUAUGACGAGGAGGUGGAGCUGGAGGACGAGGAGGAGGAGGGGGAGGAGGGGGACGGCGCGGGGGGCGUGACGCUGCUGCCACCAGGUGUGGAGGACGGUGGCUGCUUCUUCGUGGCGCCCGCACAGCCCUCACCCAGGGCCCACCAGCAGGAGGAGGAGCUGGGGGAGCAGCAGCAGCAGCAGCCGGGGGCAGCCACGGAGGCGUUCAAUAGCGAUGAUGUUGCAGCAGCGGCCGCAGAACAGCCGCCGCCGCAGCAGCAGCAAGUACCGGGGCUGCUGCUCCAGCAGGAAGAGAGCGAUGCUGGCGCCGCCCAGGUGAAGGCAGCAGCCUCAGCCUCCACCGCCGCCGCCGACGACGACGACGGCGGCGCCAGUGGUUUUACCUUUGACUCGCCGCGGCACACCUCUGCAUCCCCCGCUGCAGGCGAGUUCAGCGGCGAGGGAGCAGCAGCAGUAGGGGAUGUCGACCCAGCGGUAGGGGUUGUCCAGCCAACAGAGGAAGCAGCACUGGCGGCAGGUGCUGCGGAUGAUGGUCCAGACGUCGGCAGCGGCGGCACCAGCGGCGGUGCUGCUGCCGGUGCUGCGGGCGUACCGGUACCAGAUGACCAGCUGCUGAGCGGUCUAGGCCUGGCGCCAGACGCCAUGCUGCCCCCACCGCCACCCGCCUCCUCCUUGCAGCAGCAGCAUCAGGAACAGCAGCAGUCACCUGCUGCUGCUGCCCAGUCUGAGCCGCUACCUCCGCCUGCAGCUGCCGCUGCUCCUGCUCCUGCUGUGUUGGACGCCGACUUCUUCUCUUCCGUCGCCGCUGCCCCGCAGGCCCAGUCAUCGCCUACAGCAGCAGCAGCACCCGCAGCCGCUGCCGCUGACUUCAUCGACUUCAUCCCCCCUGUCAGCUCAGCACCCACAGCAGCCGCCAGAUUCCCAGCCGCUGCAGUCCCUGAUGAGCUGGCGGCUGACUUGUCGGAGGUAGCACCCUUCGCUGCCGCUGACCCAUGUACAAACGCCGGCGCUACUGCUACUGCUGCUGCUGCUGCAGAUAACAGUGGCAAUGAUGCAUUUUUCGAAGCAUCAGCGCCGUACACCACCUCAAGCAGGGUUGAUGUCCCCUCCUCCUCACUGGCAGCACCAGCAGCAGCAGCCGAGGAGGAGGCAGCAGCAGCGGCAGCGCCAGUAGCAGCGGCGGCAGUUCCAGUAGGGCCCAUUGAGACGGUUCCAGUAUGGCCCAUUGAGACGGUUGCUGCGGGCGGCGACGCGCGGGCGCAGUGGCGGGCGGGCAACGCCGCUCGGCUGUCGCAGCAGCUGCGGGAGGAGGGCGCUGCGCGAGAGGGGCUGCGGGAGGCGGCGAGGCGGAAGCUGGAGAGCAUGCAGCAGACCCGGGAGGCGCGUCUCAAGCAGCGAUUCGCCACCAACCGAGCCCAACAGCAGCCUCCUCAUCAGCAACAUCAACAACAUGAGCAACAGCAAGUAAAACACCAAGCACAAGGCCAACGAGGACAGAGCGGGCAGCUGGGCGGAACAGGCUGGGCUCGGGUGGCGGAGCUGGUGGGCUUCAGCGGCAGCGGCAGUGGACCUGCUGCUGCUGCGGCGGGGGCGGGGGCUGGGAAGAAGGCGGGUGACAAGGGUGCUGCUGCGGGGCAGGCUGGUCCCAGCCGGGAUGUUACGCGGCUGCGGCGGCUGAUCCUGACGCUGAAGAGCGCGGAGGCAGCAAAGUAAGGAGGAAGCGGAGGAGGAGGAAGAGGAGGCAAAGGAGGAGGAGGAGUCGAGCGGCAAGCUGCUGCGAAGGUGCAGCGGAGUAGCUGGGGGGCUGGGGCGGUGUGAGGCCGCCGUGUGGCGUCAAGAAAGCUGGACGCGAGUCCAGGAGGGCAUGUGGUGUCGUGAGGGCAUGUGGUGAGGGCAUGUGGUGUGGUGUCGCGUGUGACGGGUGCAUGGUGCUCUGUGCAGCAGGGGCUUUUGGAAGGCCGGGGCGGCGGGGAGAGGAGGUCCUAAAAGGGGGAGGAGCAGAAGGAGCGUUUUGGAGCGGUUAAGGCGGUAUCAGGAGGCGGAAGGCGGAUUUUCGUGUUAACUUUUAGUGUGUUCCGUUUACUAGCCGUACAUUACUGAACUAUCGUAAUCUUGUCAGUGAUGACACAUACAUACACGUACUUAUGAUACUUCGUUGCGCGCGUGAGAUAGGGUGCGACUUGUGUUUAUCUGCCGCCGUACGCACUUGUCUUAGGGUGGCCGGAUGCAAAUACGCGCGCGCGUUGGGCGGCAAGUGAGGUGCGGUAUGCUGCCCCUGGGAACAGCAGCAGCAGCGCAUGGGAUGCACUUCCUGGGGGUAUAAUAAGGGCGUGUCGUUAUCGGCCAACUUUUGCAGAUAACAGGUGGUUGUGGCGGUUUGGUUGGGACAGUUUAGAUUCGCGUGCGUGGCACUGGGAUGUGCAUAGGGCCCACAUGUGUAGCAGGAGAGCACAGAGCUGCACGCAGCUCACAACAAUGCUGCAGCGGUUGUCUAAGGCAUGUGCCGUCUGUUUGGAGCUCCUGAACUGCGCAGUGUCCUCAUGGGCCCAGGCGUGGGCUUGAAGUAUGGGAAGGGUGGGCGAUGGACAAGCAACCUGGUACAGCCUGCGACUAAUCAUUUGCUGAAAAGAACUUACAGCCCUUAUGAUUUAGUGAUGCGUUAGCUUGCGGCGCAGAGAUCGAGACGAUAAUGGCUGGGCGCAACGAGCUGUAAAUAUCCUGUGAAAAGUGAGGUCGCAAAAGCUGCUAGUCUUGAUAGACA